This is a messenger RNA of Myiozetetes cayanensis, 294 nucleotides long. It is a transcript of the gene PRKCSH, whose product is annotated as protein kinase C substrate 80K-H. The record is from RefSeq and is a predicted model, not a curated record. The annotation marks the transcript as partial. The transcript is spliced from 4 exons. NCBI's taxonomy places the organism in Eukaryota, Metazoa, Chordata, Aves, Passeriformes, Tyrannidae.
AUGGCACCGACGCAGUGGGACAGGGCCGGCUGUGAGAACACCUGCAGGGAGCGUGGCCGGCGGGAGCGCGAGGCCAGGCAGCGUUUGGCCGCCCUGGCGCGCGAGGGCUUCGCCCUCCGGCAGAGGCUGAUCCAGGAAGCGGCCGAGGGGAGACGGGACAAGCAGGCCCGGCUGGGGGGGCUGCAGGAAUCCCGUCAGGAGCUGGAGCAGCGCGUGGGGUCCCUCCGGGCGGCCAAGGAGGCGGCGGAAGGGCCCGAACGGGCGGCCAAGGCCGAGCACCGCAGGAAAUGGGGA